GCGGCGGCGCUCGCGGCCUCUCACCCGGGGCGGGCGAGUUCUGGGAAAGGCCGGCCCAGGGCGGGGGCCCCCGCUGCCGCCCGCGCCGCCGUGCCGUCCCGGCAACGCGCAGAGCCCAGGGGCGCGGAGCGAGGGAGCGGCGCCCGCGGGGGCGCACACGCUAGAGCGCGGCGGGCGGGAGGGCGGGCGGCGCGCCCCGGGCUCUGCCUCCCGGGCACUUGCCUGUGGCUGUGGCGCGCCGCUGGCACCCGCUCCGCCGCUGACACACGGUAGCGGGGACACCCGACGCCGCUAGCGACAGGCGCGUCCCAGAGGGGACGCUGCACUUGGGGACUCGGUGCGGCGCGACUGGCCCGAAGAGCAGAGGAAACAUUCAAACUGGAUUUUUAAUCGUUAGUAAGUCAGUGAGAGAUCAGAAGUUGCAGAAUGCAAUCCCGAGUAAAAAUCUCCAAAAGAAUUACUUCAAAUAACAGAGGAAAGAAAAUUGAACUACCACCUUAAAACCCUGGUCUAGAAAAACAUAUUACACAUGAUAGGAGCUUAUAACUGGAGAAAUUUAUUUGGCUCUUAAUGCACCUGAAUGAAAGGAAUUGUCACACUGUUUCUCAGGACUUGUAGAUCUGAGAUUAUUUUAAUAAUAAGUUGUUUUAUAAAAAUCUUGACAUGAUCAGCAGAGAGAAGAAACAGCAAUAGCUAAAACCUGUGUGUUGGUCAAGAUGACUUCUGAAGAAAUGGCAGCUUCUGUUCUCACACCUGUGACUCAGAGAAAGGUGACAUCGUCUCCGUCGGCUUUAGAUGAAAGUAGUGAAAAGGUCUCAGACGUCAGUGUUCCGAAGGCACAUAGUGUCAGGCAGAGUGGUCAGACUUCCACCAUCUCACGACUGAACAAGCUUAAAGAAGAAUCCUCUGGAAGCAACUUGCCCAAGAUUGUCUCCAUAGCAAGGGAGAAGAUAAUGAGUGAUGAGAACAGCAAUGAGAAGUACUGGGAGGAAAGCAUGCCAGAUUCUGUGAAAAACCUCAAUAUUAACUGCAACAACGUACUGAAAAACAGCCAGUGCAGCCUUCCUCAGAGCCAGUGUUAUGACACGUGCGAUUCUGUCAUGGAGGAAGGCCUGUGUUUGGAAACUGGAAUCCCAUCCUCACUGGAAAGAAAGGUGUUCCCUGGAAUUCAACUGGAAGUGGACGGAUCUCCCAUGGACAUUAGUCCCUUAGGAAAUCAGUCGGCCAUCAUAGAGAGCGGCCAGGCACACCCUGACGGCGGCAUGGCAGCAUUUCACUUUCAUUAUGAAGUCGACAGAAGAAUGUCAGACACUUUCUGUACCUUGUCAGACAACCUGAUUUUGGAUGAUUGUGGUAACUGUGUACCACUGCCUGGUGUUCGUGGGGAGCGACAGAAAAAUUAUAUGGCAUAUACUUGUAAACUCAUGGAAUUGGCAGAAAACUGUGAUAAUAAGAAUGGGCAGCUGCAGUGUGAUCAUUGUGACGCCUUAAAUGACAGAUACUUGUGCUUCGAAGCUUCUUGCCAAAGGGCCGAUGCGGUGUGUUCAAGUGACAGCUUUUGCAGGGAGGAUUUUACUAACAGUCCACCUGCCAAGACCUUUCUGAGCCAUUUUGAGGACUUCCCUGAUAAUUGUGAAGAUGCAGAAGAAGAUUUUUUUAAGAGCAAAAAGGAGAGGUCCACUUUGUUAGUGAGAAGAUUUUGUAAAAAUGACAGGGAAGUAAAGAAAUCUGUAUAUACUGGGACAAGGGCGAUCAUGAGAACUCUGCCUUCUGGUCACAUUGGGCUGGGAGCUUACAGUUACAUUGAUCAGAAGAGAAGUGGUCUCCUGCUGCCCCAUGGGAGAGUUCUGGAACGGCGGUCAGCGGUGGCAGUUAGGGAAGAUGGGAGCUGGUGCCUGUCAGAAGCUCAGUGGUAUUCGAUCUACAAUGCAGUGAGAAGGAGAGAAGAAAUAGAAAAUACAAUUGGAUCUCUUCUUCAUUUCUUCACAAAGCUCCCAGCCUCCGAAACAGCCCAUGAAAGGAUUAGGGUUGGUCCGUGCUUAAAGCAAUGUGUCCGAGAUACCAUAUGUGAGUACCGUGCCACCCUCCAGAGGACGUCCAUAUCUCAGUACAUCGCGGGUUCUCUGCUAGAAGCAACCACAUCUUUAGGAGCAAGAAGUGGCCUACUCAGUACCUUUGGAGGAUCCACCGGACGAAUGAUGCUAAAAGAACGUCAGCCAGGCACCUCCAUGGCCAAUUCUAGUGCCCUCCCUUCAAGUUCAGCUGGGAUCAGCAAGGAGCUGAUUGAUCUGCAGCCCCUCAUUCAGUUCCCAGAGGAAGUCGCCAGCAUCCUGAUGGAGCAGGAGCAGAACAUUUACCGAAGGGUCUUGCCAGUUGACUACCUUUGCUUCUUGACCCGGGACUUGGGCUCUCCAGAAUGCCAGACAUCCCUGCCCUGCCUCAAAGCGUCCAUCUCAGCAUCAAUUCUUAACUCCCAGAACGGAGAACACAAUGCCCUGGAAGAUCUUGUGAUGAGAUUUAAUGAGGUGAGCUCCUGGGUAACGUGGCUGAUCCUCACGGCGGGCUCCAUGGAGGAGAAGCGAGAAGUCUUCUCCUAUUUAGUGCACGUGGCCAAAUGCUGCUGGAACAUGGGCAACUACAAUGCUGUCAUGGAGUUCUUGGCCGGCCUCAGGUCAAGAAAAGUUUUAAAAAUGUGGCAGUUUAUGGACCAGUCUGACCUAGAGACCAUGAGGAGCCUGAAGGAUGCCAUGGCUCAGCACGAAUCUUCCUGCGAGUACAAGAAGGUGGUCACGCGGGCUCUGCACAUACCUGGCUGUAAGGUGGUUCCGUUCUGUGGGGUGUUUCUGAAGGAGCUCUGUGAAGUACUGGACGGAGCCUCCGGCCUCAUGAAGCUUUGCCCGAGGUACAAUUCCCAAGAAGAAACUCUAGAGUUUGUAGCCGAUUACAGUGGACAAGAUAAUUUCUUACAACGAGUGGGACAUAAUGGCUUAAAGAAUUCAGAGAAGGAGUCCACAGUCAACAGCAUCUUUCAGAUCAUCAGGAGCUGCAGCCGAAGUCUGGAGGCCGAGGAGGAGGACAGCCCCAGUGAAGGAAACAGCUCCAGGAAAAAUUCCUUAAGGGAUAAAGCCCGAUGGCAGUUUAUCAUUGGAGACCUGUUGGAUUCUGAAAAUGACAUCUUUGAGAAAUCCAAAGAAUGGGACGCUCACGGAUCAGAAGAGCCACAGAAGGCCUUUGACCAUGGGACAGAGCUAAUCCCAUGGUACGUGCUGUCCAUCCGAGCCGAUGUGCACCAGUUCCUGCUGCAGGGGGCCACUGUCAUCCACUACGACCAGGACACGCACCUCUCUGCCCGAUGCUUCCUCCAGCUUCAGCCUGACAACAGCACGUUGACCUGGACAAAGCCCACCACUGCUUCCCUGGCCAGUGCUAAAGUAAAACUCGGUGUGCUUAGUAACACGUCUGAGCCUGGCAAAUUCCCGUUACUGGGCAAUGCUGGACUAAGUGGCCUGGCAGAGGGGGUCUUGGAUCUGUUCUCAGCAAAAGCUGUGUACAUGGGACACCCUAGCAUCGAUAUACACACUGUGUGUGUUCAGAACAAACUGGGUAGCAUGUUUCUCUCAGAGACUGGCGUGACGCUGCUCUAUGGGCUCCAGACCACGGACAAUAGAUUAUUGCACUUUGUGGCACCCAGGCACACAGCUAAGAUGCUCUUCAGUGGAUUGCUGGAACUCACGAGAGCCGUGAGGAAGAUGAGGAAGUUCCCUGACCAGAGACAGCAGUGGCUGCGGAAACAGUACGUCAGCCUCUAUCAGGAAGAUGGACGGUACGAAGGCCCAACUUUGGCUCACGCCGUGGAGUUGUUUGGUGGCAGGCGGUGGAGUACACGAAACCCCAGCCCCGGGACAUCAGCAAAGAGUGCCGAGAAGCCCAAUGUGCAGAGAAACAACACCUUGGGCAUAAGCACUACCAAGAAAAAGAAGAAAAUCCUUAUAAGGGGUGAGAGCGGAGAGGCAGCCGACGAUGAGAUGGCCACCCGAAAAGCCAAAAUGCACAGAGAGUGUCGCAGCCGGAGUGGUUCUGACCCUCAAGACAUGAAUGAACAAGAAGAAUCAGAGGCAAAUGCCAUCAUGAGCCCUCCUAACACUCUGCCUUCCAGAAGAGCCCACUCUUUGACCACUGCUGGGUCCCCUAACUUGUCUGCCGGGACAUCAUCUCCCAACAGGCCAGUGUCUUCCCCUGUGCUGUCUUCUUCAAACAAGAGCCCGUCCAGUGCUUGGAGCAGCAGCAGCUGGCACGGGCGGAUCAAAGGCGGAAUGAAAGGUUUCCAGAGCUUCAUGGUUUCAGACAGUAACAUGAGCUUUGUUGAAUUCGUUGAGCUGUUCAAAUCAUUCAGCGUGAGGAGCCGCAAGGACCUGAAGGACCUCUUCGACGUCUACGCCGUGCCCUGCAACCGAGCAGGCUCUGAGUCGGUGCCACUCUACACCAACCUAACAAUUGACGAAAACACCAGCGAUCUUCAGCCUGACCUAGAUUUAUUGACCAGAAACGUCUCGGAUUUGGGGUUGUUCAUUAAGAGUAAACAGCAGCUGUCAGACAACCAGAGGCAGAUAUCUGAUGCCAUUGCUGCUGCAAGUAUCGUGACAAACGGCACUGGGGUCGAGAGCACAUCCUUGGGCGUGUUUGGGGUUGGCAUCCUCCAGCUCAAUGACUUCCUAGUGAACUGCCAAGGAGAACACUGCACUUAUGAUGAAAUCCUCAGCAUCAUCCAGAAGUUCGAGCCUAGCGUUAGUAUGUGUCAUCAGGGCCUACUGUCAUUUGAAGGAUUUGCAAGGUUUCUGAUGGAUAAAGAUAAUUUCGCCUCCAAAAAUGAUGAGUCACAGGAAAACAUUAAAGAACUACAGCUGCCCCUCUCCUACUAUUACAUUGAAUCUUCACACAAUACCUACCUCACAGGCCACCAGCUCAAAGGAGAGUCCUCAGUAGAACUCUACAGCCAGGUCCUCCUGCAAGGCUGUAGGAGCGUAGAGCUGGAUUGUUGGGAUGGAGACGACGGGUUGCCCAUCAUCUAUCAUGGACACACGCUGACAACCAAGAUCCCCUUCAAGGAGGUGGUUGAAGCCAUUGAACGCAGUGCCUUUGUCAACUCUGACCUGCCCAUCAUCAUAUCGAUUGAGAACCACUGCUCAUUGCCUCAGCAACGAAAAAUGGCAGAAAUUUUCAAGAGUGUGUUUGGAGAAAAACUGGUGGCUAAGUUCCUGUUUGAGAGUGAUUUCUCAGAUGACCCAAUGCUUCCCUCACCCGACCAACUUAGAAGGAAAGUGCUCCUUAAAAAUAAGAAGCUAAAAGCCCACCAAACACCAGUGGAUAUCUUAAAGCAAAAGGCUCAUCAGUUAGCAUCCAUGCAAGCUCAGGCUUACAAUGGUGGGAAUGCCAACCCCCCACCGGCUAAUAACGAGGAAGAGGAGGAUGAAGAAGACGAAUAUGAUUACGACUAUGAAUCCCUGUCUGAUGACAACAUUCUAGAAGACAGACCUGAAAAUAAAUCAUGUAAUGACAAGCUUCAGUUUGAGUAUAAUGAAGAAAUCCCCAAGAGGAUAAAGAAAGCAGAUAACUCUGCUUGCAACAAAGGAAAGGUUUAUGACAUGGAACUGGGAGAAGAAUUUUAUCUCCCUCAGAAUAAAAAGGAAAGCAGACAGAUUGCACCAGAGCUCUCUGACCUUGUCAUCUAUUGUCAAGCAGUAAAAUUUCCAGGCCUGUCAACUCUAAAUGCAUCUGGCUCUAGCAGAGGAAAAGAAAGGAAAAGCAGGAAGUCCAUUUUUGGCAACAAUCCGGGCAGAAUGAGCCCUGGGGAGACAGCAUCGUUUAACAAAGCAUCUGGAAAAAGUUCCUGUGAAGGAAUGCGACAGGCCUGGGAGGAAUCUUCUUCCCCCCUCAACCCAACCACAUCCCUCAGCGCUAUCAUUAGAACUCCCAAAUGUUACCAUAUCUCCUCGCUGAAUGAAAAUGCCGCCAAACGUCUGUGUCGCAGGUAUUCUCAGAAACUGAUCCAGCACACCGCCUGUCAGCUGCUGAGGACUUACCCGGCUGCCACUCGCAUCGACUCCUCCAACCCCAAUCCCCUCAUGUUCUGGCUCCAUGGGAUACAGCUCGUGGCGCUCAACUACCAGACAGAUGAUCUCCCUUUACACUUAAAUGCUGCCAUGUUUGAAGCCAACGGUGGGUGUGGUUAUGUUUUGAAACCCCCAGUUCUGUGGGACAAGAACUGUCCCAUGUAUCAGAAGUUCUCUCCCUUAGAAAGAGAUCUGGACAACAUGGAGCCUGCCAUCUACUCCUUAACUAUUGUCUCUGGUCAAAACGUGUGCCCGAGUAGCAGCACAGGAAGCCCGUGUAUCGAAGUCGAUGUGCUGGGCAUGCCCCUGGACAGCUGCCAUUUCCGCACAAAGCCCAUCCACCGGAACACUCUGAACCCCAUGUGGAAUGAACAGUUUCUCUUCCGGGUUCACUUUGAAGAUCUCGUAUUUCUUCGUUUUGCCGUUGUGGAAAACAACAGCUCAGCUGUAACUGCUCAGAGAAUCAUCCCACUCAAGGCUUUAAAACGAGGAUAUCGACAUCUUCAGCUGCGAAAUCUCCACAACGAAGUCUUGGAAAUCUCUAGUUUAUUCAUAAACAGUAGAAGGAUGGAAGAAAAUUCCUCCAGCAGCACCACGCCGGCCUCUUUGAUGUUUAAUUCAGAAGAAAGAAAAUGUUUGCAGGCUCACAGAGUCACGGUGCAUGGGGUCCCAGGUCCAGAGCCCUUUACUGUUUUCUCCAUAAGUGGAGGCACGAAAGCAAAGCAGCUUCUCCAACAAAUUCUGACCACUGAACAAGACACCAAACCUAUCAUCACAGACUAUUUUUUGAUGGAAGAAAAAUAUUUUAUAUCUAAAGAAAAGAAUGAAUGCAGGAAACAACCGUUCCAGAGAGUCAUUGGUCCAGAGGAAGAGAUUAUGCAGAUUUUAAGCAGCUGGUUUCCAGAGGAAGGAUAUGUUGGCAGGAUUGUCUUAAAAACCCAGCAGGAAAACCUAGAAGAGAAAAGCAUUGUUCAAGAUGACAAAGAGGUGACCUUGAGCUCAGAGGAGGAGAGUUUCUUUGUUCAAGUGCACGAUGUUUCUCCAGAGCAACCUCGAACGGUCAUCAAAGCACCCCGUGUCAGCACCGCACAGGACGUCAUUCAGCAGACCUUGUGCAAAGCAAAGUAUUCCUACAGCAUCCUGAGCAACCCCAACCCAAGUGACUAUGUGCUUUUGGAAGAGGUGGUAAAAGACACGACCAAGAAGUCUUCCACCCCAAAGUCCUCCCAGCGGGUCCUUUUGGAUCAGGAGUGUGUGUUUCAAGCCCAAAGCAAGUGGAAAGGGGCAGGAAAAUUCAUCCUUAAGCUAAAGGAGCAGGUGCAGGCAUCCCGAGAAGACAAAAGGAAAGGCAUUUCUUUUGCAAGUGAAUUUAAGAAGUUCACCAAGUCAACUAAACAACCCCGAGGACUCGCAUCACCUUCUCAGGUCUUGGCCUCAGAAGGUGUCCAAAACAAGGAGGAGAAACCGAUGGGCAGCUUGUCCUCCAGUGACACCAUGGACUAUCGACAAUAACCAAGGUUGGCACGUUUUACCCAGGUGAAGACCUUUUGGUAAGAAGUUAAAGUCAAGAGUGAACAUGGUGGAAACAAAUACAAUUUGCUUAUUUUCAUUAGACUUAAACUGGAAAUUGAGGAUUUCUGAACCGAAGCCUUCUUGACACAUGAUGUGAGGUCCAUGCUGAGGACAAGCAAAAUGGCAAGGGCUACCUACCAACCAAUUCCUGAUGAAUGCAACAAUGCAGCCCAGGAGAUUGCCACUUUGCAAAUGUCAGCAGUUGGGAAAAAAACAUUGCUAAGCUCGCAAUAACUGACUUAGGACAAGGGUCAGCAAACUUUGUCCAUAAAGGGCCAGAGGUAAACAUUUUAGGCUUUAUGGGCCAUAUGGUCUCUGUAGCAAUUACUCAACUCGGCUGUUACAGUGCAAAAGCAGCCAUAGAUGAUCUAUACGUGAAUGAGCAUGGCUGUAUUCCAAUGAAACUAUUUACAGACACUGAAAUCACAAUUUCACAUAAUUUUCACAUCACAAAUAAUCCUCUUUGGGGUUUUUUCCAAUCAGUUAAAAAUGUAAAAGCUAUUCUUAGUUCAAGAGCCAUACAAACACUGGCGGCAGGCUAGAUCUGGCCCAGGGCCAGUUUGCUGACCUGACUUAGAAAACUGGCAACAAGAGCCACAGAGGUCUGAAAACAAGCGAGGUUAGUCAUACAGUUCAUGGCGGACAAUUGGAAGCUUUAGGGCAUUGCGAGUGUAAAUAUGUCCUGUGAGAUUCAUCACAAAGUAAUUUGAUUUAGUUUCUAUUAUUGUGCACCAUAGUGGACUCUUCUUUACCAUUUCUUUUUACAUACAGAAUGAUGUUGGGUUUUUUUUAAGUUUAUUGCUUAUGUAUUAUUCACAGAUUAUUCCACUUUUGGUUUUCACAAAUUGAAUUUAGAAUGAUGUACAAAUUAGUAUCUUCUGAGCUGUGACAUCUUAACAAAAAAUUUAACAUUUCUUAAAGUAAAAGUAGACUGAGUUGGUGUUCAAAUUUAUUUAUUUUGCAAGGUUUGUACUGACACUGUACUUGUAUAUUUAUUAUACAUCGCUUUCUUGAUAUUGCUUAUAGAUUUAGAAGUAUUAGUGGUUCUAGCUCACUAUUUGAAGACAAAUCUCCUAAAAAAAAAAAAAAAAAAGAAAAAAAGUACGCUCUGAAUACCUGACAUGGGCCAGAAUUUCAUGCAAAAAAAAAGCUUCAUUUUCAUUUCUAAUUGAAGAGCUAUUGAUCCAAGUCAUAAUUGCCACUCAAGGUAAAUUAUCUUUAAAAUCUUACUGCAUAAAACUAUAACGUAAGUAUAAAAGAUUUUUACUCUCAGUAUGAAGCAAAUUAUGACUUUUAAAAUGCAAUGUGUGCCCCUCUGAAGCAAAAUCCAAAUUUUAUCUUUCUGCUGAUAUUAAAAUUUUUUCUUCAAAUUAUAAAACAAAGUCCUAACCUUUUGAGAAGUUCUUUUUGUGCCAAUUGUAAAAAUGAAUAACACAGUCCCCAGUUCUUUGCAUACUCUAAAAUCAGAAGUGUUAAAAGUAUACCACACAGGGGCGCCUUGGGUGGCUCAGUCAGUUCAGCAUCUGCCUUUGGCUCAGGUCAUGUUCUCACGGGUUGUGACUUCGAGCCCCACAUUAGGCUCCGUGCUGACAGUGCAGAGCUUGUUUGGGAUUCUCUCCCUCUCCCCUCUCUCUGCCCCUCCCCUACUUGCUCGCACUCUCUCUCUCUCUCUCUCUCAAAAUAAAUAAAAACAAACAAAAAAAAAAUCACACCAUACAGCUUUCACAUUAUUGGAAGUUCAUACUCAAAGCCUUAAUGCUAGAGCAGUGACCACUUGCUUGUCGACAGAAUUCAGGCUAUUCCAGUUUGAUGGAGUUUGCACAGUGCUACAGGUUUCUUUUCAAAUAAUCUAUAAUAAAUGCACAGUACUGCCCAUUAAAAAAAAAAAAACAUUCCAGAAACACGUUAUCAUGCUUCUAUAAAUCUGGCAUCUUUUCUUCUGGUUUGGCAUACCGUGUAUUGCAAACUGAAUUACUGGCCUAACUGGCUAGAGUCAAAAUGAAAACCCAUGCAGAGAUGAGAUGACUGGUCUCUCUAGGUUUUAUCACUUGGCCUUGAUUCUAAGCUCCAGUCCCACCUCACCCCCCAUCUUUAACAUAGUUCACGUGGCUGCAGAACAGAAUCGGCAACUUCCUGAGACUGAAGUGAGACCACGUCUCACAAGUGAAUAUAUUGCCUGUACUGAACCCUACUUGAUUGUUCAGUUCCUUUUGAGGUGAAAGCACAUCCUCUAUUUGAGUCUUUGGGACUUCAGGAAGGACACAUUGCUCAAAACGUAAAGCAUCUAUUCUAUAACAACCAACCAAAACAACCUGGUGUUUGCCGAAAAUACAAAAUUUUUUAGUUUAUCUGAACCAUAGAGUUAUGAUGGCAUACCAAAUGAAAGAAAUUACCCUAUUUAGAAUGAAUCAAAAAUGGCCACCCAGACUGUACCCAUUAACACUUCAUACUUUCCAUACUACUAAAAAUCUGGGUAGCAAACUUUUAUCAGUAAGUUGAUAUAGAAAGGAUUCUAAAUAGGAGCUCCUGGGUGGCUCGGUUAGUUAAGUGGCCAACUUUGGCUCAGGUCAUGAUCUCGCAGUAUCUCUCUUUGUGGGUUCGAGCCCCAGGUCAGGCUCUGUGCAGACAGCUCAGAGCCUGGAGCCUGCUUCGGAUUCUGUGCCUCCCUCUCUCUGCCCCUACCCUGCUCGUGCGCGUAUGCUCUCUCUCUCUCUCUCAACAUAAUAAACAUUAAAAAGAAAAAAAGAACCUAUUUAUGCAGGUUAGGUUUAUUACAAAGUUUGGAGGAAAAGUAUUUGAAGACGCUUCACUAAAAGCAGAGGAACAUGAGUUGUGUUACUCUGUAUGGUGAUGCCAGCUUUACAGAAUAUACAGAGCUGAUGAGAAAGGAUUAGGUAAGAAUCCAACUUGAUCAGUGAUGCUGAAAGAAAUAGACUAACUUCCUCUCGGUCACCUGUUCAUCUGCAAUUGGUUGUUCUACAAAAUAAUAGAAGGUUACAUGAGGUUGUUAAGGAAGCCAGGGUAAGUUUGAGGGCAAAUUUGUAGGAAGUAACAAUACUAUUUGGGCAGAAAGUGCCCUCUUGAGGGAACCUUCUUUUCAUGUCAUCCUUUGCAAGUAAGUUAUUUAUAAAUUCUCCAGUUGGGGGUAUAUAGUUGCAGCUACAAGUGAGUUACAGUGCCUGUUUUUAAUUAAAGUUACUUUCUUACAAAGGUCUCCCAUCUCAAUGGCUCCGGAAACACUGGAGGCUCUUUAAUGAAGCGGGCCCCCUGCUGCCACACACCCACUCCUUCCUCAAACUACAUCUUCCCCUUCCUCUGCUCUCCCUCCCUAUCCAGUACCUCUGCAGAUCUGUCCUCCUCUGCCUGGACAACCAUAGGCCUUGCUUAAUUCUGACAAGUAACAGAGAUUGCAUUCUGCCUGGAAAAAACUGAAUUGACUUGCCCACACGAUACUCCACAACUCGGCCACACCAAGAGAAGAGUAGGAUCUUCCUGGCUGGUGUCGGAUCUCCAACUAGGCAGAGUGGGAGGCAGCCCACAGCCUACGUGCUCUCCAGACGGCUGCCUCGGACCCCUCGCAGUUGCUUCUCUUACAUGAGCGUCAAAGUGACAAGAGGUGAACACCUGGACCCUCCGGAAAGUUAUUAGAAAACAAAGAUUGCCUCUUACACCAAGUCCAGCACCCAUGAUAUGGGGCACUGUCAACAAUUUAUGUGUUCUUGGCCAUCUCUAAGUAUCAACUUCCUGAAAGGAAUCUUUGGCUGAUGGCUAAGGAUUUGGACAUGGGAUGACCUGAAAUGAGUGUUUUUGAAAUAUUGACUCUCCAUGAUUACCAAGCUACUCAUUCAUAUACAUCUCUUAGAUCCAAAAUAUACUAUGCUCAAGCAGACCAUCAAGCAGGUCUCUGAAACCUUUCCUAAGUCUCUGAACUUUGAAAUAAUUCACUCUGACACUGAAUUGGGUAAUGUUGCAUUUUUUUUCAUGUUGUGUGAAUGAUCUGACUUAACAUGCAGGACCAUGGAAGACUGAAGCUGUGUCUUACACUCGUUAUUAUCCCACUUCACUUUUAAGUGCUUAGCACAGUGCUAAGCACAUAGUAGGUGCUCGAUAUUGGUCUAGUUAAAAAUAUAUUAAGGCUGUAAGCUUGUUAUAGCCUUAGGAUGUGUGUGUGUGUGUGUAUGUUACUAUGAUAUUUAGUUCUGAAAAUGAAACUCAUCAACACAGGCCAUGAAAGUUUAUGCACAAAUAGAUUUCAUUCUCAAAUUCAUAAAGGGUAUUCAAAUACUAGAUGUGUAAUUUUAUGGUCCCACUGUGAUUCUCUGUAUGUGUAACUACAAAGUUAAAAGCAUAAUACAAGUGUGAAAUAGUUCAUGAAUUUCUACUUCAAAAUUGAUUUUUCACCUAAACUAGUUUCUCCUGCCAAAGUGAAAUAUAAAUGUAUUUGUAUAUGUUUGGAAAAUAAAUGAUUUGUGACAUG
Prionailurus viverrinus (fishing cat) is the source of this 12159-nucleotide messenger RNA. RefSeq names its product phospholipase C epsilon 1 (gene PLCE1). Lineage: Eukaryota; Metazoa; Chordata; Mammalia; Carnivora; Felidae. Gene Ontology annotation, molecular function: phosphatidylinositol-4,5-bisphosphate phospholipase C activity; guanyl-nucleotide exchange factor activity. The coding region runs from base 717 to 7622 and encodes 2301 amino acids. The record is from RefSeq and is a predicted model, not a curated record. Gene Ontology annotation, biological process: phosphatidylinositol-mediated signaling; small GTPase-mediated signal transduction; lipid metabolic process. The transcript is spliced from 33 exons.